This is a messenger RNA of Rhagoletis pomonella (apple maggot), 3253 nucleotides long. It is a transcript of the gene Klp10A, whose product is annotated as kinesin-like protein Klp10A. Gene Ontology annotation, molecular function: microtubule motor activity; microtubule binding; ATP binding. The transcript has 5 exons. NCBI's taxonomy places the organism in Eukaryota, Metazoa, Arthropoda, Insecta, Diptera, Tephritidae. Gene Ontology annotation, biological process: microtubule-based movement. The record is from RefSeq and is a predicted model, not a curated record. Bases 878 to 3130 code for a protein of 750 amino acids.
GCACUCGUUACUCGCAAUUUUAGCCUAACCGUCGCAUUAUACUCGGUGACAUCUGCUCAUUUUUAAGUAAAAAUUAAAUUAAAAAUUCGAACGGACAGAGUACAAAAAAAAAAAAACAAAAAGCUACGAUAAGAAAUUAGCGAAAAAGGAGGCGUACAACGAGUGCCAAUUGCCGCUUCGAGCCUCGAAUGUCAGUUGGAUUUCGAAUCGACAGCGAUUUGACACGGUAGCAACAACAAUUUACUCUGCGCUAGCAAAAAAACAAUAACAACCACGGUAAACAGCCCAAAAGUCAGCGUAGAAGAACGAGUGCAUACACUUGGAAACGAGCAACAAUUCAGCGAGUGAAUAAUUCCGCCGGAUGACCGCGCGUCGCGCAGCUGUUUUAUAUUGCCUACGUUUGCUGUUGUAUUUGCUUGCAAAGCCAUACACAGCCGCUGCCAAAGCAGCACAGUCGAGCUUAGUGAGUGAGUAAUCGUCGCAACGGAAAAAAAUCUUUAGUGAAACCCCCACGCUGAGGUGUUAAAACGAUUUAAAUCCAGUAGAAAGAGCUUUUCCAAGUAGGUAAAUCAAGAAAUAAUUUAGUAGGAAGUCACAUCAAGCAUAUAAUAAAAUAUCGGAAAAAGAAUUGAAGUGUUGGACGAAAAAUUCGUCAGGAAUUACGGUAAGUGCCCUUCCGUUUGCAGUCAGCCAACGCUUAAGGAAUACUAUAAAAAAAAGCGAGAAAAAAACGCUCAACUACAUUGAAAAGUGCACACCACAGCCCCAAACGACAGAAGUAAAGCAUUCUCAGCCGAAAAGCCAGCCAUAGAAGCAAUAGCAAUAAGCUUAUUCGAAGUUGCACAGCCGCAGACGUGGACAAGUUCCAACUCCCACAAUGGAAUACAUUUCAGUUGGUCAGAGCGUCAAAAUUAAGCGCACAGAUGGCCGUGUGCACGCCGCAGUUGUGUCGAAAAUCAACGAGUCUGGUAAAUCGAUCACGGUGGAAUGGUACGAACGCAACGAAACAAAAGGCAAGGAAGUAGAAUUGGACGCCAUACUCGCAUUGAAUCCGGAAAUUCUACAAGAUCCCGAGCCGGAACAAAAUGCCGCACCCGAACCGAAGAAGCAAGCGACAGCACCCAUAAACCUGGCGCGCAACGCUACUCAAGGCGCCAUCGGUCAUCGCACCAAUCGUGCUACCAUCAACGCCACCAGUCUGCUCUCUUCGUCUGCUGUCUCGGAACACUCGGAGAACAUACCGCCGCCACCGACUACAGGUAUAGUGCGCUCGCGUACCACCAACAAUGCAACACGUCUAGCCUCUGCUGCUGGGAGUGGCAGCGCUGGGGGUGGUGGUAUUGCCAUGAGUACCAGUGCCGGCAAUUCAUCUUCGAUUGCGUCCAGCUCGGUGGCCGGCAAUGUGGGCGGACGUCGUUCCUAUGUGGUCAAAGAAGUCGAGCGACUGAAGGAGAAUCGAGAGAAGAGGCGUGCACGUCAAGCUGAAAUCAAAGAGGAAAAGAAUGCGCUCAUGAAUCAGGAUCCGGGAAAUCCCAAUUGGGAGACAGCGCAAAUGAUACGUGAAUACCAGAGCACUUUAGAAUUUAAUCCACUUGUCGACGGGCAAGUCUACGAGGAUCAUCAAAUAACAGUAUGCGUACGGAAGCGACCACUUAGCCGGAAAGAGGUUACACGUAAGGAGAUCGAUGUGAUUUCGGUGCCGCGCAAGGACACGCUCAUCGUGCAUGAGCCACGCAACAAAGUCGACCUAACAAAAUUCCUCGAAAAUCAUAAAUUCCGCUUUGAUUACGCAUUCGAUGAUCACUGCGACAAUGCCAUGGUCUACAAGUACACUGCUAAGCCCUUAGUGCAGACAAUUUUCGAUGGUGGCAUGGCGACAUGUUUCGCUUACGGCCAGACGGGCGCCGGAAAAACACACACCAUGGGCGGCGAAUUCAAUGGCAAAGUGCAGGACUGUAAGAAUGGCAUUUAUGCAAUGGCAGCACGUGACGUUUUCACUUUUUUGAAAAGUCCACGUUAUCGUGCGCUCAAUUUGGUUGUGUCCGCUAGCUUCUUUGAGAUCUACAGUGGAAAGGUCUUUGAUUUACUCUCUGACAAGCAAAAAUUGCGCGUACUCGAAGAUGGCAAGCAGCAAGUGCAAGUUGUGGGCUUGACUGAGAAGGUCGUCGAUAGUGUCGAAGAAGUGCUCAAACUCAUACAGCAUGGUAAUACGGCGCGCACCUCAGGUCAAACGUCGGCCAACUCUAAUUCAUCGCGUUCGCAUGCCGUUUUCCAGAUUGUUUUGCGCCCGCCGGGUUCAACAAAAAUACACGGCAAGUUCUCAUUCAUCGAUUUGGCUGGCAAUGAACGUGGUGCCGACACAUCUUCGGCCAAUCGACAGACACGUAUGGAAGGCGCUGAAAUUAACAAGUCACUGCUGGCGCUCAAAGAAUGUAUACGAGCGUUGGGUAAACAAUCGGCUCACUUGCCAUUCCGCGUAUCGAAAUUGACACAGGUUUUGCGUGACUCAUUUAUUGGUGAGAAGAGUAAGACGUGCAUGAUUGCGAUGAUAUCGCCAGGGUUGAGUUCAUGUGAACAUACAUUAAAUACGCUCCGCUAUGCGGAUCGUGUCAAGGAGCUGGUGGUUAAGGAUAUGCCGGAUAUGAUGCGAGAAGGUGAUGGAGAACAUGCCAUUAUGGAGGAGGACGAAGAUCAAAUGGUCGUACAGAAUAAUCGAUCACAUAAUCACAAUAUUAACAAUAACAAUAAUAACAACAAGAACAAUGGACAAAUGUCGGAGAACGAUUUGGCGUUAUUGCGAUCGCUAAGUGAACACGAUAUGUCCGAUGAGUUGCUCGUGCAACAUGCAGCUAUUUCCGAUUUGCAGCAACACGAAGAAAUGGUAGUGGAUCAGCAUCGUUUAGUCAAUGACUUUCUGUCACAGUUUUUGCCCGAAUCCCUACGGCUGUACGAUCUUACCAAUUAUGUUGAUUACGAUCAGGAUGCCUACUGUAAGCAAGGCGAAGCGCUUUUCACACAACUUGCCGAAUUAGCAACUAGUUGUAGAGACUUAAUGGCCGAUUUUCGGGCUAAAAUGGCCAAGGAAGAGAUGUUGUCGUGCACUGUUAAGCCCACAGGCGGUAAGCGCUAAGUGGUUGGCUACUAAAUAGAGAGCGAAAUGCACAUUAAAAGCAACUACAUUUAUAAUUAUAUGAAAAAUAAUACAUUUAAAAUCCAGAAAAGCGAUGUUAAUGCACAGCAUAGCAGUGUUGAA